UUCCGAAGUUGGGCAGAUUUCCUGCAGAAAUAUUUUUCUGUUUCAAAAAGUCCAACUUCUCCAGUCACGACUCGAACAAAUUGGUUGAUUAGUUCGGGAGAAUACGAUGAAUCUUAACCUGAAAUUACGUAACUUGUUCGUACACAACCCAAAAUAUUGUUUUGAAACGCAAUCUCUGCAUUAAUAUUUUUUCAAGAUCGAAUCCAGAUGUAAGAAGGCUAAACAAUUGGCGUAAUGGAAACGCAAGAUUUUAGUCCAAACAAUGGUGACUACAGUGCCAUUGAAUCAUUCUUCGAAGUUACCAAUAGUGCUUCAGGCAAUGAUGCCUCCGAAAUCAUUAUACUGGACGGCACCGAAUUUGAGCUUCCCCCAUACGAUGUAAUGAUCGACGAGUUUUAUCAGGAGCCGGAAAGUUCUACGAAAAAUAGGAUUUUGCCGCCUCAGAACAGUGCCUUCAGCGCGUAUAAUAAAGUCUAUUCAAACGCCGUUGCAGAUUCCCUCCUAUACUCCGAGAGUCUGCACAAAAAAUGUUUGAGAUUUCUUGGAAAAAUCGAUGAAGAAAGAAAGUUAAAGGUCCAGAGAUCGACCCCAACGGCUCCUGCCCCUGCUUCGACUGGCAACAAGAAUCAAGAAUUAAAUGCGAAAAGCAAGAAUCGAGGCAAAUCUGCAUUUCGGCACAUGAUUGCAGAACGGAAUAGAAGAGUCCAAUUAAGGGAGCAUUUCGAGAAUCUUUACUCUCUUCUUCCUCGAAGUUGCAGGAAAGAUAAGCAUUCAAUAUUGUCAAAUACCACAAGCUAUUUAAGAGAACUAAAACUUCGUGCUGGGAAGCUCAAACAGCAGAAUGAAGGGGCGGACGAAUCUAUUCCCCUGAAUUUCUCAAAUAUUGGUGGAGGUGACAGGUUCGAGUCACAGGAGAAGUCUUUCAAUUUAGACAGCCCUUUACUUUACCAUAGCGUCGAUGUGAUCUUAGAGCAAUGUAAGGAUAACCCCUGCCAAGUUAAAAUUAUAAUUAAUGUGCAGAUGAAAAUGGUUUCUUGCUCAGCAAGUCUACUUCUCAGAGUAAUAGAGCUGUUGAGAGCAGAGCGGCUGGAAAUCCUUUGGCUGUCACAUAACAGGGGAUUUGGAUUUCAGGCUAUCUUUAUCGUAUUACCAAAGGAUCAAGGUUGGGAUAUCUGCCAUUGGCAAACCUUCGGGAGUUUAGUUAGUCAGACUCUCAAUUAGGCAUUUGGGGGAUCACAGUUUUUGAAUUUCAGAUUGGGGAAAAAGGAUGAUAUUACAGCGAAAUGGAAUUGCUUAUUGCAAACCAGUCGUUCUGAUAGCUAUUUGAAAGAUUUCUGAAUUAGCUGAGUCCUGAAUAGCCAAGACUCAGUUGAAAAUUCGAUGAAUUUUAUUUUAUGUAAGAGAUAUUUUAUUUUAGCUGACUCUCAAAUGAGCUUAUGAGGAACCAAAGGAAUGGAUGAUAUUAAAGCGGAAAGGAAGUUUCUUUCGCAAAUUUCAAUUCUUUUAAAAGGACAAGUUA
Cryptomeria japonica (Japanese cedar) is the source of this 1519-nucleotide messenger RNA. Its product is annotated as putative transcription factor bHLH041. Lineage: Eukaryota; Viridiplantae; Streptophyta; Pinopsida; Cupressales; Cupressaceae. Bases 235 to 1221 code for a protein of 328 amino acids. The transcript is spliced from 4 exons. The record is from RefSeq and is a predicted model, not a curated record. Gene Ontology annotation, molecular function: protein dimerization activity.